Acyrthosiphon pisum (pea aphid) is the source of this 1116-nucleotide messenger RNA. RefSeq lists its product as uncharacterized. The coding region runs from base 1 to 1116 and encodes 371 amino acids. NCBI's taxonomy places the organism in Eukaryota, Metazoa, Arthropoda, Insecta, Hemiptera, Aphididae. The transcript has 5 exons. The record is from RefSeq and is a predicted model, not a curated record.
AUGCCAAUUUCACCGUACAAAAGGGUACGUAAGAUGCUUGUCGACCAGGGUCUUCGGGAACAACUUCCGUCCAACCAUCCGCUGAUCUCCCUCCACGCGAAGUACCUCGAGUUGGGCCACGAGAAGGAUUCUCAGGCAUGCAAGAAUUACCUUGCAAAUGUCUCGAGAAUCCUUCAGUUUGUCUCGACGUGGCUCAACGAUCGGGGAUGUCCGCCCAGACACUGGUCGGAGUUGUUGUCUUCCAGCGAGGAGCCAUACGUUAAUUACUUCACGGAGAGAGAGAAACUGGGCCAAACCACAGCGACAACCAUUAACUAUCUCAAGAAUCUCCAUACACUUAUGAGCUCAGCCAUUACGCUGUAUGCGCUGGAAUACAAGACCUUCCCGAAAUCCUUCAACGGUGACCCUAGCCAAACUGUUAUAAAUGGCAUUAAACUGCUUCAGCAGAAGCUAAAGAUAUUGUACGGCAAGAAAAUCAAACAACAGUCGGGAGACCUGUUUCGGAGGAAAACGGCCGAAGCUCUGGAUCUCCCCGAGUACACGGACAUAGAGAACGUAAUGGCAAAAAUAGAUCUUGACCUACCGCCGUUCCUUGACCAGUUGGAGGAACACUUCGGCCCCGGCGGUAUGGUCAAGGUCUCGAGUGAGAAGACGUCCACUCCGGCGCAGAAACACCUCUCCGGCAUCUGGCGUAAAGUAGUUUGCGGCCUGUCCAUCCACCUUCUGUGGACCUCCAAGCAGAGGAGCGGUGUGGUGGCCAACAUGCUACUAGAAGAGUGGGAGCGCCGAAGAGUCGAGGGUGACAAGACUAUCGUGACGGUCUCCACGCACAAGAAUGAUGACAAGGAGCCGGCCACCUUGGUAAUUGGACAUGGCAAGGCCGAGCUCAUGGAACGGUACUUUUCACUACGUCAGCGCGUUGUGACUUCGGCCAAACAGUUUUUUGUGACCAACAAGGGCGAGAGGGUCACAAAGCUGUAUGACGACAUAAAUAAAAUUUAUGGCUCACGGUUGUCGGCCUCCGUUUUUCGACGAAUGGUAGAAACGAAAUCCAGAGGCCACCACGCCGACGUGAGCAAGUCUGUGGCAGUGGCACUCCAGCACGGAGACUUGUAG